Molecule: messenger RNA, 547 nt
Organism: Notolabrus celidotus (New Zealand spotty)
Lineage: Eukaryota; Metazoa; Chordata; Actinopteri; Labriformes; Labridae
Gene: ndufb6
Product: NADH:ubiquinone oxidoreductase subunit B
Exons: 4
Coding region: 91-474 (127 amino acids)
Biological process (GO): mitochondrial electron transport, NADH to ubiquinone; mitochondrial ATP synthesis coupled electron transport
Source: RefSeq, a predicted model, not a curated record
GUUUCCGCCUCUUCUUCUUCGUCUAAGGGAAGUGUCCUCCAUGGUGUCAUUGUGGGCUUGUUGUUGAGGUUGAACAUCCAGAAAUAAGAAAUGUCUGGGUACACACCGGACGAGAAGCUCCGCGUCGAGCAGCUUUCAAAGCUCCGGAGACAAUGGUUGAAGGACCAGGUGCUCAGCCCCAGAGAGCCCGUGCUGCCAGCCAAAGCUCCCGGCGCGAUCCAGAAGUUCUGGACUGGCUUUCUGGAGCCCAAGAGCCUGUGGAGACUUUACACCUACAAAGCAUACAAAGGUGGAGUCUUCACAUUUACACGGCUGCUGCUACCUGCAUGGGUUGUUCACUACUAUGUGAAAUACCAUUUGGCUGAAAGGCCAUAUGGCAUUGUGACAUUGAAACCCAGGCUGUUCCCAGGUGACACCAUCCUGGAGACGGGUGAAGUUGUUCCAGAUCUCCCUGAGAGCCACGGUCAUCACUGAACCAGAAAUAUUUCAAUAAUUUAGAGUUUCUGUUGUAAAAACUGUGUAUACGCCAAUAAAUAUUAAAAAUCCC